GAGAGGUGCCGGGGCCGGCUACCUUUACUUGUGUCUGGAGCUGUUUGGAGUGUUGGCUGACUGCAUUGAAUAGCUGCACCACUGGAUAGGGAGGGAGGGAGGGAAAUAUGAGAAUUAGCAAAGGGUUCCACCCACCACCAGUAGUUGCUAUCUUCUGGAGUCUGCGUUCGUAGUCAAGCGUCGAUGCAUCUGGUAACCCUUACUUCUACCCCAUACUAAUACAUUAGUGUAUUGUUACCACCAAAUAAGGGCACUUCCAAAGGGGUUUCUAUUCUAUUGUAGCUACUAAGUUUCACGUGACCUGUGCAUAAAAAAAACUUACUCUCCCGGCCUCAGUAGAAGACAAGAUGUGAGAGAGAGCAUUCGCCAUCUUCCUGUGCCCUCCUCCUCUCUCUCCAUCCCUUCCUCCCUCUCCCUCGCCGCUAACUCCACCAGUCGUCAUGAUCUUCAUCCAGCUCUACACACGAGAAUUGGUUCAGAGUUCAAAACGUGGCUUGGAGCAUGCGCGCUGUUGUUUCUCUAAAUAGCGCGCAGUUUGCAUGCAGUUGGCGGGAACUUCUGGCGGGAAAACGACAUGUAAACAAAAGGAUUUCUCGGCAAAUUCACUUUUUGGCGUCUCGGUCGUGACUCUUCUUUCCCGCUGUCUUUAUCAUCGCUAUCUCUCUCUCGUUCUUUUUUGAGUUGCCAGGUGGUUGCUAGACAGUAUGGAGGUGGGAGAAAACGUGUCGUCUCUGGCUAAUGUCGUCUCCUCUCCUCCUGACAAGAUGGAGACUACAGCUGCAGAGCCAACAGUUGUCUCAGUCCCCAGACCCCUUGCACCCCGUCGUCAUGACGAGGACCAGUACCUGGAUCUGAUCAGGACCAUCCUGGAACACGGACAGGAGAAGGGGGACCGGACUGGCGUGGGGACCAGGUCCAUAUUUGGAGCACAGAUGAGGUUUAACCUGCGUGACCAGUUCCCGUUGCUGACUACGAAGCGAGUGUUCUGGAGGGGCGUGGUCGAAGAGCUGCUGUGGUUCAUCUCUGGCGAUACUAACGCCAAACACCUCUCCCAGAAGAAGGUCAAGAUCUGGGAUGCCAAUGGGUCACGUGACUUCCUCGACAAGAGGGGAUUACAUCAUCGAGAAGAGGGGGAUCUGGGUCCAGUGUAUGGGUUUCAGUGGAGACAUUUUGGAGCCAAGUAUGUGGACAUGCACACUGACUACAGUGGUCAGGGGGUGGACCAACUGGCUCAGGUGAUCCAGACCAUCAGGACUAACCCAAAUGACAGGAGAAUCAUCAUGUCUGCCUGGAACCCUCCUGACCUACCAGAGAUGGCCCUGCCUCCCUGCCAUGCCUUUGUCCAGUUCUACGUCUGUAAUGGAGAGUUGUCAUGCCAACUGUACCAGAGAUCAGCAGACAUGGGUCUUGGAGUUCCAUUCAACAUCGCCAGCUACUCUCUACUGACAUACAUGAUAGCUCACGUCUGCAACCUCAAGCCGGGAGACUUUGUACAUACUCUAGGAGACGCACAUGUCUACCUCAACCACAUCCAACCCCUCAAUAUACAGAUCCAGCGGAGCCCGAGACCAUUCCCGAGACUGGAACUGAGAAGACAGGUCUCCGACAUUGACAAGUUUGUUUACGAUGACAUCAUUCUCCAUGACUACCAUCCUCACCCCAAGAUACACAUGGACAUGGCUGUCUAGCAUCUUUUAUUCCCUUUCCUAUGCAUUACCUUCCAG
Geodia barretti is the source of this 1724-nucleotide messenger RNA. The record is from the annotation of a GenBank genome assembly. Lineage: Eukaryota; Metazoa; Porifera; Demospongiae; Tetractinellida; Geodiidae.